This is a messenger RNA of Moneuplotes crassus, 661 nucleotides long. The record is from the annotation of a GenBank genome assembly. NCBI's taxonomy places the organism in Eukaryota, Ciliophora, Spirotrichea, Euplotida, Euplotidae.
GAAUAUCUAAUGGAAGUUUCUAGAAAAAUGGAGCAGAUCUCAACCCCCGAAGAAUUAAUCCUCAAAAUCUUAGCUCGCGAUUACUGUUUUUGAAGCCAUGAUUUGGCUCCUCUAGUAUCUUUGAAGAGAGAUAAAGUUGUUGAGAACUUUGAAGAUUCCACUCAUAACCAGCAAAGUGAAGUGAAUUCUACUUCAAAUGAGUUAACAAAGAAGACCAAGAAAACAAGAAGCAUUAAUUACUCUGUGCUGGAGGGUCGUCCCUAUGAAAUUAUAGACAACCCAAACCUUGCCGAGAAGAACAGGAAGCUCUACAUCUGCAAAUAUCCUAACUGAGAUAAGGUUUUUAAGAAAACAUGGAAUCUAGUAUAUCAUUUCAGAGUCCAUGAGAAAACUGCAGCUUAUGAAUGAGAGCACUGUGAUAAAACCUUUAUCCAAAAAGCUAACUACCUCAGACACAAAACUAUCCACGACGACACCCCUCCAGAAAAGAGAAAGAAACACAACUGCCCCCAUUGUUCCAGAAAGUACUCUUGAAAAUACAACUUAAACGCUCACAUAAAACGCGACCACAUCUCCUCACCACCCACCUCUCCCAGCACCUCAGCUCUUAUCCAGUAACAAAAAUCGACCAGUCGAAAUAACUUUUCAUCUAUUCUCAUAU